Molecule: messenger RNA, 5970 nt
Organism: Portunus trituberculatus (swimming crab)
Lineage: Eukaryota; Metazoa; Arthropoda; Malacostraca; Decapoda; Portunidae
Product: sialidase-like
Exons: 2
Coding region: 639-2444 (601 amino acids)
Biological process (GO): multicellular organism development; proteasome-mediated ubiquitin-dependent protein catabolic process
Cellular component (GO): cytoplasm
Molecular function (GO): ubiquitin conjugating enzyme binding; zinc ion binding; ubiquitin protein ligase activity
Source: RefSeq, a predicted model, not a curated record
GGAGGGAGCAGUCAGUGAUCGGUGAGAGCUUGCACAGGUCGAAGCUCGUCAAGCUGACACACGGAACGUCAGAGCAGAGCAGCCACACAGUCACCACCCCUCUCCACCCCCAUCAUUGUGGCAAAUUGUGGUGAAGUGGUGAAGGCGCGGCGGCUCCUCUCUCCUCUCCUCCCCCGCGAAUCAAAUGUCCUUGUAUUGCACCACAGGACACAGGGAUACACUUAAGGCGCCGGGGAGGUGAGCCAGCAGGGCGGUGGAGGUGUCGGGACAGGUGGUGGUGGUGGUGGUGGUGGUGGUGGUGGUCUUGUCAUGACGAGAAAUAAUGUGUCGGAAAUAGACUUGGACAAGCGAGCGUCGUCAGCGGAGGGUUGACGCAGCAGCAACAGUGAUUGCCGCGUGUGACGUAGCGAUACUUACUGAAGGAACUUGGCGUCACACCUGCCUAACUUCCGAGGUUCAAAGAAACUAAAAAAAAAGAAAAGAAAUAAAUAAAAUAAAAGGUACCUCCACGCUGAUCUGUACUGUACGUGUAGAGAACAUCCAAACUUGGACUUUACAGGAGGAAGGGCAAGGAAUGUUGUGGUGGUAAAGUUGUGACAAUCGAGCGUGUGUGACCGUUAACUGGGUCGUAACACACCAUGCCCGGGCCCAUCUUGAGGUUAGCAGCCUCGCCCAGUGAUUCCAGCGAUUUCUCCGUGUUCGAGUCGUGUGAUGACAUCCAGGAGGCUUGGGGGGGCGUUCUGAACGGAAACUUCUCUGCUGAAAGCAUUUACCACGAUUGCAGUGGACAAGACGGCCUGGAGCCCCGCAAUGUGCGCGUCAACGGAGAUCCGGCCUCUUCCUUCACAGUGAGGAUAAAGGUGCCCGAGCAGCCACGCGCGGCCCCAGCCAGGCCUGAGCACAGAACGCUGCACACCAGCGCGGCGGUGCGGGAGAGGAGGGCGGAGGCACACAGCACGAGAGUUGCUUCGGUGAAGGAAGACCAAGAGGAUAUGGAGGACGAAAUGAUGGAGGAAGGUGUGGAGAGCCUCAACAUCCCGGUGGUGUCUGCCAGCCUCAGCGUGGACCUCACCACCUCCCUCACGCGGCAGAAGAUCAGCUCGGUGCAGCGGGGACCCACCCUGACCUAUGCUGACCACGACGACGCUGAGGAGUCCCCCACGCGCCGCCCCCGCCCCUUCACCCAUGCCAGUGAGAGCAUAGACGUGGGCACUCCUCUACACCAUCUCCGCGCCAGCCCCUCCACCCCCACAUCACCCACAUCGCCCACCUACUCCACCUCCCCCAGCUCCCCCACCUCCCCCACUUCAGCCCUGGCCAGACAGGCACCCAUCAGUCCUUCCUUCGCACAUCGGGGAAAACGCGUCUCCCGCAACCCGUCCUACCACUUCGCCGUGCGGGACGCCAGCUUUGCCACUCCGGUAGCUACGCCGCACCAUCAGUCGUCCGAUAAAGGUUCCAGAAGCUGUGACAGCAGCCCCAUCCGCCCACAACCACAGAUGGAACCCCUGAGGGAGGAUGCGAGUUCCGUGGACGGCAGCAGCCAGCGGCGGCACGCAUCAGAGAGUGACUCUCUGAUCCCUAUUCCAUUGCCGGUGAACAUGUCCCGCAGUGUCUCUUUCAGCGGACAAGAAUUGCUGGCCCCGACCACUGCUGCCAGCGGCAGUCUCUCAGAGGGUAACAGCCGAAGCGGCAGUGUGCCACAACUGUCAUCCUCUCCCACCCACAGCACCUCGGCCCCCACCUUGGAUACCAAGUUGGCCCCCCCAAACUUCACUCGCGGCUCUGUCAUCUCACGCAGUUUCCGUCGGCUGUUCAGUACACCCAGCCGCACACCCCCUCCGCAGCCCGAGGAGUGCUGGGACGACAUCCCGGGCGUGCAGAUUACCUCGGAGGCGGAGGUCAAGUCUUCCCGCCUAAAGAGGAUUGGCUCCUCCUUUUCCCGCAAACUGACCUCAAAACCCAAGAUGAGUGGCGGCUCGGGCUCCAAUGGCCAGCCUCUGGUCGUGCCUAACGGCACCACGACGCCCACCUCGCCCGAAGACGCCCGCAGUCUGGUGGAGUACGAGGACCUGCUGAAGCUUUUCUGCUGUUCGGGGUGCCAGAGCUUCAUGGUGCCGCCGCUGCACCAGUGCCGGAAAGGACACUUGGUCUGCAACUCGUGCCGCUUCUCGCUCAAGCAGGCGUGUCCCACAUGCAAGCAGCGCUUUGCUGACUCCACCAACCUGAUGAUGGAGCAGGUGUGUCAGUUGGUGAGGUUCCCGUGUAAAUACUCCGCGCAUGGGUGUCCGGAGUUCCACAGACCGCGAGCCAAACAGGACCACGAGCACUUCUGUUCCUUCCGCCCCGUGCACUGCCACCACGGACCGCAGGGCUGUCCUAAGGUGCUCUUGCUUCGUGACAUGCACCAACACCUCGAGCAGUGCGAGUUUAAGAAGAAAUGAUCAUCGAGUGCUCCUGUCUCCUGCUCCUCGCGAGACUUCAAUUAGCACCUGAGGCACCUGAGGAAGGCUGCCCAGCUCCCCUCCCUCAUCCCCUCCCUAUUCUCGUUCGUUCGCCGGCGUGUAUAGCUGCCGGCGUUACGUUUACUUUGUUUUGGUGUUGCUUAUGUGUCCACCUCAUCUCAUCCUCCCUCGGAUGUCUCGCUUCCUUAGCUGGAAGUGGCCUUUCUGAUUCCUGACGGUGAGGUAGGCGACGGGCAUGAUAGGCACAGCUCACCUAGGCACCCUGAAUGCACCUGAUACCUUGAAUGCACCGCGCAGCACCAGGACACCUGAAUGGAGGCGUAGGAAAGCGUACCUGAGUGGUGGAUGAGGUGCCCUGUCGUUGUGAGUGCGUGUGGAUGUUUGGAUGGAUGAAUAGAGAGUGGAUUACGCGCGCGUGUGUGUGUGUGUGUGUGGAUGCGUGGAUGGGCGAGCGGUGGGUCAGGAGUGUGUGGUGUGGGGAGCGGUGGAUGCGUGAGGGGAAGUAAGUGUAUGGCAGGACGCCAGAAUGGUUCCUGAAUUUAUCUCGAGGUUGAGAGAUAUUUUGGAAUCCAGUUUUAUUUCCUUAACCGUGACCCACAAAAGGGAGGCUGGUCCAACCACUGCAACCUUGCUUUUUCUUUCUUUCCUUCUUAUUUAGCGUGUGUGUGUGUGUGUGUGUGUGUGUGUGUGUGUGUGUGUACCUACCGUCGCUGAGGUCAAGGGGAGCUUACGUCACACACACACACACACACACACACACACACACACACACACACACACACACACACACCGUCACUCAUGUCCCUUUUUGAACCCUGUGGAAGUUAAGUUGAAGUUUACACAAUUUAUUGGGCCAUAAUCUGAAACGCUUUUGCUCGCGCCAACACUACCUCCAAAAUGGUCUAGUUGAAGCAACGCAGGUUUUUUCAGGGUGUUUUGAUAGCUCCAGUGGCAGAUUAACAUGAUUUCUAACAUUGUUAACAGGAGAAACACUCUUGAGAACCUAACUAUCUUUGUGUCCUUGGAAAAUAGUCGUGGUGAGAGAGCAAAGUGUUUCUGUAUAUAGGCCAUUGUACAAGAAGACUCAGCGUGUUUUUGUGUAUAUACGUUAGGUUAGAAUAGGUUGUGUGUAUGCGUGUGGGUUACGUUAGGUUAGGGUAGUUUGUUUGUUUUUCCGUUGGAUUUGGUUAGGUUAGGUUAGGUUGGGGUUGGGUGAGAUUAGGAUCGGUUGUGUGUAUGUGUGAGUUGGUUAGGUGAGGUUGUGUGUUUGCGUUGGGUUGGGUUAGAUUAGGUUAGGUAAAGGUUAAAUUAGGUUAGGUUGGGUUGGGUUGGGUUAGGAUGCGUGUAUACGUGGGGUUAGGUGGGAGCAGGGAGUGUUGACGUAGGCCUUACAUUGCCUCACGAGUCCCUCUCAGAAUGUAGGGGGCGCCGUGCCAGGAGAGGCCAGCGUUUUGACAGACACAGCUGACACGAGACGACAAUUUUUUUUUCUGCCUCCCAGGAGCUUUUUAUAUACUACUAUUACGUGAUGCAAGAAGAAGAGAGGGAACAUAAGGAGAAGGAAAGAGGAAGAGGGAGAAUAUAAGAAGGAAAGAUUAAGAGGAACAAGUAAGUCAAGAACAGAUGAGACAUGACGAGGUAGUACAAGAGAGGGAGAGAGAGAGAGAGAGAGAGAGAGAGAGAGAGAGAGAGAGAGAGAGAGAGGAACAAGAGAAACAGAUAACUAGAGGAUCUUUUUUCCAGUAUUUUGUUCAGGUUCGUGACAUAACACUUUCUGCGCCAUCCUAUUGCUACAGCGCUCCUUUCUUGCCCUCCUGACGAAGACUAAGACCAGGUGACCUAAUUGCAAGUGAGGCGCACCUGUCUGGCCUCUUCAUUCCCUUUCAGUAAAUAUUGGCUCACCUGAUUGGAACCUCAUUCUCUAAUCACCAAUCAAUUAAGAAGAGACUUUUUUUUUUGUCUUAUUUUUUUCUACUUUUGUUUCUUCCUCUAGUAUUUCCUGUUUUUUUUUUUUUUUUUUUUUUUGCGUUUCCCUUUUUUUCUACUUUUUUUUUCAAGUCGACCUCCUUCCCACGUAUAGAAAAAUUAAUUAACUGAAGCGAAUGUCUCCCUUAAUGAAGUAGUUAAUAAGUGGUGUGUGUGUGUGUGUGUGUGUGUGUGUGUGUGUGUGUGUGUGUGUGUGUGUGUGUGUGUGUGUGUGUGUGUCUGUCUGUCUGUCUGUCUGUCUGUCUGUCUACGUGUAUGUGUGUCAAUGUGUGUAUGUGGUCGCAGGAUAUUGUAGGACGUGGCCAGCCUCCUCUUCACACUCAAAUCUGGGAAAGCAAGAAAAUAAUAUGCACAGUAUUGAAAGAAAAGAAAAAAAAGAAACUUGUCUUGACCUGACCUGACCUGAUGCUGCCAAGUGCGUUGGUGUGUGCGUGAAUGCGUUAUUAUAAUAUUCUAUAAGUGUUACCAGUGUGUUCUGUGACCUGUUACUGCGCCGUGUGGUGGUGGUGGUGGUGGUGGUGGCUGCCGUGUCGACCUUUCUCCCUGCUGCUGCUGCUGCUGCUGCUGCUGCUGCCGCUGUGGCUGUAUGACGUAAGGCUUCUUCGUGACUGACUCAGCAUCCCACUGGACGAGGCUUAGCCCUGGAAUUCGUUGUGAAAAGAAAAAAAAUACUAUAUUUAUCGUACAAGUUAGCGAGAGAGAGAGAGAGAGAGAGAGAGAGAGAGAAGAGAGAGAAACCAGCGCUGAGAUGAGACCUUGACACGUGCAGAGGUGGGAAUGGGGUACAAACACACACACACACACACACACCUGACAAGUCUUUUUCUGCCUUUUCUUGUUGUUUUCCCAGUAUAGAUAAGUCAGCACGUACUUGACUAUGUAUAUUGAUAAUUCUUAAGGUUCGUAUGUAAAUAAACACACACACACACACACACACACACACACACACACACACACACACACACACGGUAAAGAUGAUGUGCCUGAAAUGAAGAGUCAUAAAAGCAAAACCUUAAGAUAUAAAUAGAAAAAAGCAGAGUAAGAAGUGAAGGUGGUGAAUGACAGUGUGCCUCUUCUCCCGUCCCUCCUCGCACCAAGGUCUCGCUAGGCCCGUAUUCAGUAACGCUUUUCUCUCACCACGACUAUUUUUGAAGGCCACAGAGAUGAUUAGCAAGAUUUUCAAGAGUGUUUCUCCAGUUAAUUAUGUAUAAAUCUUGUCAUUCUGCCUCUAGAACCGUAAAAACACCGUAAAAAACUCGUGUAAACUUAACUAAAGCCGUUUGAAAUAGUGGAGGUGAAGCACAAGUGUUUGAGAAUACGAGCUUUUUUAAGUGAGGGCGCCGUGUCCUCCCUGGUGGGCUGACUUCUUCUAACACUAUACGUAGGAUGGUGUUUGCUCCUAUACCUCAGUAUGUCUAGUUUCAUCUGUCUAAAUUUUCUGGGAUAAGAAGUACUUUAUGUAUGAAAUGUUGUCAAUUCUGUUAUUUUUGUAGAAAUAUAUACAUAUAUACAUCUAUCA